CACCAAUAUUAUCACAUCACAAUUAAUUAGGUUAAUUGAUUAUUAAAUUUUUCUGAUUUAAAAGGAGUUUAUAACUUGCAGGAGCUUUUCCUUGGAGGCACGGACACAUCGAAGCAAACAAUACAGUGGACAAUGGCAGAAAUCAUUAACAACCCUAGCACUAUGGAGAGAAUAAGAGAAGAAAUCGAUUCCGUCGUAGGGAAAUCAAGGUUGAUUCAGGAAACAGACCUACCAAACCUGCCUUAUUUGCAAGCGGUGGUCAAAGAAGGCUUAAGAAUGUACCCGCCAAUUCCUGUCUUCGGAAGGAGGCUCCAAGAAGGAUGUGUGAUGGGAGGGUUCUAUGUCCCCGAGAAGACAACACUUGUAGUUAAUGGUUAUGCUGUCAUGAGAGAUUCUGAUUACUGGGAAUAUCCUGAUGACUUCAAGCCAGAGAGAUUUCUAUCUUCUUCAAGAUCAGAACAAGAAGAUGCCACAAAGGAGAAAGUACUUAAGUACCUUCCUUUCGGUAGCGGAAGGAGAGGAUGUCCUGGAACAAAUCUAGCUUAUAUCUUACUAGGAACAGCGAUUGGAAUGAUGAUUCAGUGUUUCGAUUGGAAAAUAGAAGGAGACAAGGUCAACAUGGAAGAGACACUUUCGGGAAUGGUCUUGACAAUGGCUCAUCCCCUUAAGUGUACUCCUAUUCCUCGAGGAUUACCUAUAAUCAAAGAUCCUUAGGCUUGUUAAAGUAAUAAAAUGUGUACCAUUUAAAAGUUGUGUGGUUUUUGGCGUGGAGAUUAUAAUAAUAAUAAAAACAUAUACAAAAUAUUUGAUAUAAGUUUAUAUUGAAUAAAUUAUUAUUUUUGA
Messenger RNA from Raphanus sativus (radish), 843 nucleotides. Its product is annotated as cytochrome P450 705A22-like. Bases 133 to 714 code for a protein of 193 amino acids. Gene Ontology annotation, molecular function: iron ion binding; heme binding; oxidoreductase activity, acting on paired donors, with incorporation or reduction of molecular oxygen, NAD(P)H as one donor, and incorporation of one atom of oxygen. Gene Ontology annotation, cellular component: membrane. The record is from RefSeq and is a predicted model, not a curated record. The transcript has a single exon. NCBI's taxonomy places the organism in Eukaryota, Viridiplantae, Streptophyta, Magnoliopsida, Brassicales, Brassicaceae.